Ahaetulla prasina is the source of this 4103-nucleotide messenger RNA. RefSeq names its product UDP-GlcNAc:betaGal beta-1,3-N-acetylglucosaminyltransferase 5 (gene B3GNT5). The record is from RefSeq and is a predicted model, not a curated record. The transcript is spliced from 3 exons. Gene Ontology annotation, cellular component: membrane. Gene Ontology annotation, biological process: brain development. Bases 703 to 1833 code for a protein of 376 amino acids. Lineage: Eukaryota; Metazoa; Chordata; Lepidosauria; Squamata; Colubridae.
GCGCCCUCCGAAGCCGCCCAGCAAAAAGCCAACGGAGCCCUCCGGCACGCGGAAUCUCCGCCGUUUAUUCCUGGGGCGACUGACUCGGGUUUUCCCAGUUCGCCUGCCCGGGUUUUAUAAGGGGGCCGUUUGACUUUGCCCUGGAAGCCAAUCGGGUCAACUCAACGUCCGAGACGAGGCUCGACUAGAAGAUCCCCAGAGACUCCCGGACAGAGCCGAGCCGGCUCUCUACCAGUCCCCCGUCUGGAGGAGAGUGGUGUUUUUCACUGCCCACAAACCGCCACCGUCACCGCCGCCCUUCCUGGACGAUUCCCCAGCUGGCUUCCCUCCCGGCAUGACGAGCUCAUUCCGGCUUCGCUUCGCCUUUUUCCACCGGCAGCAUUGCAACAUCGCACUUCGGAGCCGGAGUGGAGAUGAUGGUGCUGUAACUAUUCAGUUUUGAGCUGAUAUUACAUCAGGUGAAGAGGCAACAAAAGAAUCUCUGUAUGUUGUCAAAGUCCUCCUAUAUUCACCAAAUUUCUUUGGAAACAAGAUGACUUUUAAAAGUGAAUAUAUUGGGAUUUCAUUGAGGUGACUCUCUGGUAACUCAGAUGCGUCUAAAAUGAGCACUUUUCCUGAAAGAGAAAUGUUGAAGCCUCACAUGAGAACUUAUUUAAAAAUCCAGAUCUUUAAUUGGAAUCAUAUAUAAAGAAGUGAACCAGAAUGUAUGUUAAUUCUAGAAAAGUUAGAAAAUAUCAGUUUGUGCACAUUUUUGCCACUUGUUUUGUCCUGUGCUUCAUGUUUUUUUGGGUAGAAAUUGAUAGCCCUAGCUUUGUGGACUAUAUGAAAUCUCUCUCGUACCGAUACCUCAUAAAUAGAUAUGCUUUUGUGAAUGACAACCUAACUACUAGCAGAUUUAACAGGGUAGCAAGGCAUCGAUAUUUGAUGAAUCACGAGGAGAAAUGCCAAGGGCAAGAUGUUCUCCUCCUGAUCUUUGUAAAGACUUCACCUGAAAACUACCGCAGGAGAGAUGCAAUUCGACAAACAUGGGGUAAUGAAGACUACGCUCAUCACUAUCUGAACGCCAACAUAAAAACCUUGUUUGUUUUAGGACAAUCAAAUUUUUCACUUGGAAGUCAAAUGCAAAUGAAGCUGGAAAGGGAAGACGAGAGGCAUGCUGAUCUGAUUCAACAAGACUUUUUGGAUACUUUUUACAAUCUUACCUAUAAACUACUGUUGCAGUUCAGCUGGGCAAACAAGUUCUGCCCUCAUGCCAAGUUUGUCAUGUCAGCCGAUGAUGACAUAUUUAUCCACAUGCCAAAUCUUAUUGCGUACCUCCAAAAUCUAGCACAAAUUGGGGCUCAGGAUGUUUGGGUUGGGCAUGUCCAUCACGCAGCACCUCCCAUGAGGGAUAAAAAAAGCAAAUAUUAUGUUCCCUAUGAAAUGUACCCAUGGCCUGUCUAUCCUGACUACACAGCUGGAGCUGCAUAUGUUCUAUCCAGAGACGUAGCUGCUAAAGUAUACCGAGCCUCACAGACUCUUAAUUCAAGUUUUUACAUAGAUGAUGUUUUCAUGGGACUUUGUGCCAACAAAGUGGGAAUUGUACCACAGAAUCACCCCUUCUUUUCUGGGGGAGGAAAGGCUCCUUAUCAUCCUUGCAUUUAUGACAAAAUGAUUACUUCUCAUGGACAUGUAGAUGACCUUCAGUAUUUUUGGCAACAGAUUACAGAUCUAAAACUGAAAAACAUUUCUUCUGGAGUUUGGGGUAGUAUAUAUUGUAGAAUAGUUAAUAUUAUGCUGCUUUGCAGAUUAUAUAAUCACAAUACAUAUCUUUGUUCAGCUGCAUUUUCCUAACACUUGAAUAUCAGAAUAGAUUUACUGAGCCAGAAAUGAAGGAGGAAGUCACUUGUUUUUUCCACAACAAAUUAAAAUGAACAUAGCAAAAGUUCAAUAAAAAUGUGCCUGCAGAUUGCACAGUUCUCCAAAGGCACAUUAUAAUUAUAAAAACAAUUUUCCUGUUAUAAUAAAGUUUCCCACCAGAUAACUUUAAGAACUGGAUAGAUCUUAAAGUUAACAUUUAUACUUCUCAAUCUGGAACUAUGAAAUGGAAUUGUUGAUUAGUUGAAAAACACACAUUUUCUGAUAUGUUAAUACUUGCAGGUCACAUGGAGAAAGAUGAAGUCCUUGCUGUGACAGUAUACUAAUGCAAGAGCACUUUUCCCACACACAAACACAGAUCUAUCACUUCUAAGCAUGUUAGCUUUACAGCUUUAUUAUGUGAUCACUCAAGAUGAAUUAAAAAAAAACCACCCUGAUCCUAUGCAAGUGGUGCUAUCGUUGACAUUAAAUACUUCUAAUGAAUUUUGCAAAGCUGUUGUCUUACAUUUCAUAGUUCUAAGUUGCACACUAAAACAAACAGCCUAAAAUUGAAGGCCCUGCCUCAGUGCUCCAAUCUACAAGGCCCCAUUUGAUUUAUUCAGUUGGUGUUCACUGCAAUUGUGAUAUCUCUCCAAUGAUUCCCAUUAAGCAAGAUAUAUUUUUAAGAGAUUAAUACGGAAGGUACACUCUAGGAACAGAAAUAUGAGCCCUGCAGAGCACUCUUAAAAUGUUAAAUAUUUAAUUCCAUUUUUUUUCUUUCAAAAAUUAUGAAAUCGGCAUAUACAUGAUUAGGCAGCAUAAAUAUAUUUAAAAAGAAAUUAACUGUUUACAUCCAAUCUGUGCCAGUUUCAUAAAAUAGUUUUCUCUUAAUCAGAGUUCCAGGGAUUUUACCAUUUGUACUCUUUCAACUGACAACUUCUCCCAUUCUGCAUUUCUUAGUAUGUGUAAAAUAAGCACAUCUUCCAUUUCCAGAAUGGGAUGAAACAGGGUUAUGUAGUCUGCAUGCCUCUAGGCAGUCAUUUCUGUCAAAGCAUCUGCUUUACUGGUUUCUCUCCUCCCUAUUUACUGAGUUUUGACGUUGAAAUUAAGACAAAUGUAAUAUCGAUUUUAUUGGGGUGAGAAUUCUGUUUCUGUAACCAAUUUCAAAAUAAUAUAAAGCUAACAACUACUGAUAGACAGACCAUAGACACAAAAUGCUUGAAUGGCCUCAUCUUGUCCUCAAGCAAACAAUUGACUUGUCUGUUGUGUCAGAUAAAAUUAAAUGCUUAUGUUUUUUUUUGUUUAUAGCAGGUUUGUUAUGUUGAAAAAGUAUUAGCUAGUUGUUAAAGAAUAAAGUUGUAGAUUGUUUAGCACAGAGAAGAAUGAUUAAUUAUUUAAAUAUUUUAUGAAAGCAUCCUUUUUUCCUUUAAGGCUCUUAAGCUUGGGGAUCUGAACAUUAUCUUUAAAAAAAUUUAAGAGGAAAUUCUUAGGUUUACUAGUGUUCUAGAUGCAGGGCUGUAAUACUAUUUUUUUCUUGACUUCACAAGUACUUGCAUCAGCCUGAACUGUCACUCAAACUAUGUAUUGUUACACGAUUGUUAUACUAGUUUUUACCUGUUUGGUUUGAAGCGAUUUGCUUAAAAAAAAUAUCUAAGGGCAGCAAUUAUUUAUUCAUGACACUUUGUUCUGAGCAGUGUUUUAUAAAAUAUCUUUUUUCAAUAAACAUGUUGUGUAUUUUGUAAAUGUUCUCUUGUAAUUUUUCCACAAUGACAUUUGCUUCUUGUAAAAUAGAACAUUUGGAAUAGAUUACUUGUUUCUUUUUGAGAUUGCAAUUCCAAUAAUUGUCAACAAGAUUUUGCCUCCUGUUUUAGGUGGGACAUUUAAACUGUCUGCACAUAACAUGCUAAGUUAAAAAAUCAGUUAACAAGUACACACUGUGAUUUUACCUCCAUUGCAGGCAACUUUAACUGUGUUUCUUGGCACAUUAUUUCAGCCACAAAUUUGGUUUCUGGAAACCAGGACAUAUCUCUGAAAACAGCCUGAUUUUAACAAAAGGCCUGAUUUAAUCUCAAUAGCCUGAAAUAUUGAUAGGAAUUGCUGAUAGCAAUUUUGCAUGUACUAAGUAUUUUACUUCUCUUGUGGCAGCAAUAGAAAUCUGUAUUCUCUACAAGAUAAAAACCUUUCCAUGGUUAUUCAAAUACUGAAUGUUACUGUUAUUUUUUAAAAUGUGUACCUUAAAUAUGCUUGUGCUCAAACAUAUUAAACUG